ACAAUGUGAAUUCUGAAUUCCCGCGCCGGCACCAAGGCAGAUAAAGAAUCUUGUUGAUCACUGGCCUUUUUAAUUCUUCAUUUCUUCAGUAUUUUGCCAUAGUUCAUAUUUCAAAGUGUAUAAUUUAUUGCAGCGAUUAGUCCGCCGUAUCACAAUGCCUGAAAAUCAAGAAACACUGAAAUUCGCCAAGUUAACAGAGAAGGCAUUCGCACCUGUGAAAGGAUCAGACAAAGCAGCCGGUUACGAUCUCAAAAGUGCUUAUGAUUAUGUGAUUCCUGCACACGGCAAGGAGCUUGUCAAAACCGAUUUGCAAAUUGAGCUUCCCUCUGAAUGCUAUGGCAGAAUUGCUCCACGGUCUGGUUUGGCGUGGAAAAAUCACAUCGAUGUUGGAGCGGGUGUUAUUGAUGAGGAUUACAGAGGAAAUAUCGGAGUUGUCGUCUUCAAUCACUCAGACGAACCCUUCGAAGUCAAAGCUGGCGAUAGAAUUGCACAACUAAUUUGUCAAAGGAUCUCCUAUCCAGUCUUGAAAGAAGUACAGAACCUUGAUGGCACAGAGCGAGGCGAAAAAGGAUUUGGCUCCACAGGAAAGAACUGAUGCCUCUCUGCAUUUUUGAGAAGUUAUUAUUCAGUCAACACCCUUAAAAAAUGCCCUCUCGGAACAAUUUUCUAACAUCAUAAGUAUUGUCAUUAAUUACUCAAGUAAAUUUUCUGUACUGCUUUCAUCCAGUAAUUAGGUUUUCACUUGCAUGUAUUUCAUGAAAGGAAAUUUAUAUAAGAGUAUAAGAAAUUGCCCUACACAUUUAUAGUGGCUGUUCUCUCGUGCUGUUUAAAUACGUCCCUUUUACCCUUGUAAUUUUUUUACUUAUUUACUUUUUGAUAUUUAAUUUUAGUUGGCUGCAGUAUAAAUAUUUCUUCUUGCCACUUGAUAACUUUCUUGCUGAUUGAUUUGAUUUGUAUGUAUGUCUGUUUUUUCAUUUGUAGUUAAGCUAAAUCCAUUGGUCAGAUUCUCCACCGAAAUUAACAAUAAGUUGAAUUUAAGAAUUUAUAGCAACUUUUGUAAAAAUUGUAAACUCAGGUGACCCAUCACCUCUUAAAAUGUUAAAAUAAAAACAACUGAUUCAUUUUAA
This is a messenger RNA of Bemisia tabaci, 1127 nucleotides long. It is a transcript of the gene dUTPase, whose product is annotated as Deoxyuridine triphosphatase. The record is from RefSeq and is a predicted model, not a curated record. Gene Ontology annotation, molecular function: dUTP diphosphatase activity; magnesium ion binding. Lineage: Eukaryota; Metazoa; Arthropoda; Insecta; Hemiptera; Aleyrodidae. Gene Ontology annotation, biological process: dUMP biosynthetic process; dUTP catabolic process.